Messenger RNA from Trypanosoma cruzi, 2133 nucleotides. RefSeq lists its product as uncharacterized. The transcript has a single exon. The record is from RefSeq and is a predicted model, not a curated record. Bases 1 to 2133 code for a protein of 710 amino acids. Lineage: Eukaryota; Euglenozoa; Kinetoplastea; Trypanosomatida; Trypanosomatidae.
AUGAAGCGGAAAAGAACAUCACCACACGGACUGAGGGCUUGUUUUUUUUUUUUUUUUUUUUCGUUUUUUUUUCCAGUGCGUUUUUGCUGUUCUUUAUUUCUCUUCUCUGCACAUAUGUUCCUUCUUUUUUUUUUUAAUUUUUUUGGCUGUCGUUUAUCACGCAUAUAUAUAUAUAAAAUAUAUAAAAUAGCUUUUUUUUUUUUUUUUUUAUCAAGAGGAAUGUCAAACACAACUCGAUUGACGUCAAGGAACCUAUUUGAUGCCGUGUUUGCAACUAUCCCAGCCGAUGUGGUUCUCGACACGGGACCGGACUCACUGCGGGAGAGGUGCGCUCUGAUGGAAAGCAGACGCGCUGCAGCAGCUGCUGCUGUCGAGAGCGACGACGAAAACAAUAAAAACAACAACGACGAAGGAGAAGAAAAGAGGACGGCUGUGCAAAGGAAAAGUGUUGUCUCGGAGGAGGGAUUUCUUUUUGGGUCUUUCGAUGCGUCCACGAACACGGGCGUUAUGGAUGUGAGUGCGAUGAUGCGCCAUGCGGCGGCGGCGAAGGAGGGGGCGGCGGCGGUAGCGUCAAUGGGCGACGUGUCGUUGCGGCCUGUUUUGGAUGUUCAGUUAGACGCCGACGAUGAGGCGGUGCAGGAGGCGACAAAGUACGCCGCCCUCUUCGUGGAGGACGAUGAGGAACAUGAGGAAGCGGAGAAAGCGGACAAUGAAAGCAAGGAAAAGGAAGAAGGGGUGACGAGUGGCGCUGACGCCUCGCGUUCAUUUGACUCAAAUCAGCGUCAAAGACAACAACAACAACAACAUAAAAAAAGUAUGGCGAACGCAUCUGCAUUUCCUUCUCUGACAGCGGAGGAGCAAAUAGUGAUUAUGCGGCCUGAAGAAGGGAUCCGACAUGAGGGCCGCUGCGUGUUGUUUCGCAACAGUAAGGGAUUUGGCUUUGUUGCGCCGGAGGUGGGUGGACCAGAUAUUUAUUUUACUCGCGACGACGUUGCAUAUUUCUUCACACGCCGCGUAUUAGAGGAGUAUUACGGUGGGAACCUCCUGAAUAUUAUGAAUCUGAGAGAUGCUUCCUGGCGGGCUACUGGAAGAGGAGGAGGAGGGGCCGGUGGUGGCGGGAUGAAGGGAGGCGCUGUUUCUGUGCUGGGGGCAUUUCCUUCUACCGCAGCAGCUCCUGUCAGUCACAAAGUGACACCUUGUGACGUGGAGGAGGGUGAGAAAGUCAUGCCAGAUGCCAAUGAAAAGGGAGGAGACGAGGAAGGUGACACCGACAGGAAGCAGAAAGAAGAAAACAAACCGAACGAAAAAAAUGACGAGGAUGCUGAGCUGAUUAGAGAAGUUGACAAAAAUGCCAACAGUUUGGUACAACAGGCAGCCGCACUCCUUACACCAGAGAAUGCAAAACUUUUAUUGUUGUUUCUGCAGGUCGGAAAGCCUAUUUUGUCUGUACCAGAGCCUGUGAGUUUUACGGUUCGAUGGAACCGCAUGGGGAACCAUUCGAGUCGUCGGUUACGGGCAGAUAACAUCCGCGGGUUACCUGGCAAUGGAUACGCAUUGAUGGUGGAGCAGGCAUGGUUUGAACGCAUAUUCACUCGCGCCUUCGGCCGUUCCUCUGGGGAAAAGGGUUGUAAAUCUACAGAAGGUGAAAAGGAUGAUUGCCUAUUACGUCAUCGCGGGACUAUUUGCAUGUACGAUGCGGAUGAACUUCGCGGUGUCAUUCGCCCCGAUGAAAAUGACAUGCAAGGCGUGUCAUUUACCGGCGAUGCGUUUCUAUGGGAUCCAUUCAUGGAUCCUGCGCGUCGUCGACCCUCUGUGGGCCUUGUGGUGCACUACUCUAUUGCCGGUCGUGAUCGUCAUGGGAAAUACAUCGCUACGCUCAUCACCGCCACGGACGACACCGCAAUUAGCGAGGCAAACACUGAAUGGGCGAGUGGGGGCGGCGUGGAGGACCGGGAGGUCAGAGAACAGGGCGGAGAUGGUAUUGCUCUUGGUGGGGGUGGCUUUGGGGGUUGCUCUGGCACCGGGGGAAGUGGAGGAGGCGGUCAUGGUCGCGAUGAGGAGACCGCAGGGCGGAAACGUAGGCGAGAUGAGGAACUCUUGUUGUUAGAGGAGGAUGACUAUGGUAUCAUAUGA